Molecule: messenger RNA, 1542 nt
Organism: Drosophila kikkawai
Lineage: Eukaryota; Metazoa; Arthropoda; Insecta; Diptera; Drosophilidae
Source: RefSeq, a predicted model, not a curated record
UGUAGACGCAACAAAAACAAUAUGACGUGUGGAACAUGUCGGGGACACAAGGAGCGGAGUGUAAAGUGCCUUAUUGCCGCUCUGGACAUUAUCAAAGAUCACGCCUUGAUGAUGCAGCAAGCGUCUGAGGAGAGUGACAAGACCAUAGAGAAUUUGAAGGCGCACAAUGAAAAGCUGCACAAGGCGCUCGACUUGCUGAAGGAGCGGCAGGAGUCCAUGACCUUGAUGCAGGCGGAGAAGCGAAGAAAACUAUCGCCCAAAAAACCAAAUGAUGACAUAUCACCAUUGCCGCAAAGCCAGAACUCUCUGAACAUGAACAUAGCUCUCAACAGUAUCGAGCUCUCUGACGAGGACCAGGAAAUGGAGGAGGACGAGAGCAUUACGGAGACGGAAACCAACUCCUUGCGAAGUCCGCGCAAGUUGAAGUCGUUGCUAAACAGAAAGCCGGACAUCCGAAAUUUGGAGAACGUCCAGCCAAACAGUCUGUCCACGUCUAACCAAAAUUGGAUCAGCAAGACACCAAAGAAUCCCGCCGUCCUCACCAAAUUGUCACUCACCCACAAGGGCAGCGCCCUGGGCUUGAAGCAAACUCGGCUGAAGUUUGAAAGCAACAAGACGAGCACCAGCGAAAAGGAUGUAAUAGAAGAUAGCCCCAAUUUGAGCAGCAGCAAAUCUCGCCCGUCUCGAUCCCUAAUGCAGAGAACCGACACCGUGACCGCUUCAAGCGCCGGCGAUGCCAAGCUAGACGUCACCAGCAGCAGCAGUCUCCUUCAGAUGCCCAAGCCCACAUUUGAGCUGGAAGAUGAUGCCGAGUUCGAUAUGGAUAGCUCGGAACUACCUCUGAUGCCGCCACCUGCCACGCCGCCAUUUCUAAAGAUGAACAGCACCUCGGACAGCGUGGUCCUGCUUACGCCAGCCACUCAAGACAUAAUCUUUGUGAACGAUACUCUGGAAGAUCACGAAAAUGUGGACAAAUUGGGCACCAUGGAUGUGCUGGCGGAGAUUAUGAAGGAUGACGAUGAUGCCUGCUCCAAUGCCUUGCGGCAGUUCGAGAAGAAAAUGAUUGACCAGCAGAAGCAAAACAAACCGACUCCGCAAGCAAUCCAAAUUACUCGACCCGUCAAACAAGAGCCCAUUUCACAGCCAGCAGAGCCGGACUUGGGUAAUGAAUCAACGAAGCUUCCGGAGGAUAUCGAAAAGUAUAUGAUGGACAUUAAAGAUGAAGAUGAAAGCAAGGACUCGGUGGAAGAGGAGGAAGAGGAAUUCCCCCGUCCAAUUGUGGUAAAAAAUGAGCCUGAGUUGACGCUCAAAGAAAGGCACAACAUCAAUUGCCCUGAUUGCGAAAAGUUUAUCAACUUCAUGGGCUCAAACCUGACUGACGAGAAAAUUAAAGACUAUUUAAACAAUUGCCGACACGUGGACGCCCGAAGCUCAACGCCCCCAGGCUUCUGGAACCCGCACAUGGUGUCCUUUGCCGAAAACGAUCCUAGGAAUGAGGUCUUGAUAGACAACCGAUUCAGGGACCAGCGCUUAAACAAAUGA